GGGUGAUCAAUCUCCAUCAGUCUGCAUUUCCAAUCACUUAAAGCGGCGGGCGCAGGACAGAAACGCUCCCCACAAGGUAAAUCAUUUGAUUUAUUGCUCUCUCUCUGCAGGCUGCUCUCCUGACAAGCAUUUCCCUGUCUGAAUGUCACCCACACACUGCUCCCUGGCUCAGGAACUAAGUUUAUUAUUUGGGGGUGUGAAGGGAGGGGGCUCCUUCCUUUCUAAAGUAAUAAACUGGCUAAUCCUACAUUUACUAUAAAGUUCAGAUUGGGGGUGAUGGGGUAAGGGUGAUUAUAACAGCUAAAUAAAGUACCUGGAGCAGUAAUGGUGGAUAGGGGAGGCCUGGGCUCAGAAAGACUUUUCUAAAUCCUUUCUAGUUCCUGGGUAAGACUGGGUCCCCCUCUCACUGUCCUCUGAGCUCCCUUUAUAUUAGUUUAGUUUGUUUUGCUGUGUUGAUGUUGUUGUGUUCAACUCUUGGUGUAUGCUGGAGAGAACUUGUAGUUUCUCACCUUAAGUGAUCUUAGUGUCCCUGUUUGUUUUAGCCUCUUUCUCUGUCUCUCCUCCUACCUGCUCGGGAUUAUACAACAGGGCAGGUUUAGUUGCCAAAAACCUUGUCUACAGAACACUCCUACCCUUCUGAGGUAAAACUUUCUCAAUCGAAAACAUAUUAAUGGGUCAUAAUUCUAACCAGCAGACACAUUGCUUAACUUUAAUCCCUCAAACAUUAAAGUAUCCAAAAUGUAGAAUCUAAAAUAUGAUAUUUUUUUUACUUGAAAAUGUAUCCGUCUGUAACUUGAAUAUUGAUCAGUCUAUCGUUUUGUAACUUUGAAUAAAUUCAUGCCUGGAUUCCAGGUCAGAGCAGUGGGUGAUUGGGGGUGGUGGGUCUCUGAUAAUUGCUGGGGUGGGGAGUUAUAGUGGAUUUUUUUUUUGUUAUCUCUUCCUGGGAGUCUUAUUUAUUUGUCUUUGAAUGCUUUGCCUUGCUGUUUGUAAGGAUAAUUUAGAUCUGUUUUACAAGUAAAUGCAAAGUGGUGAUUCAUUACAGAAAAAAUAAAACCCUCCUUUUAUUUUCCCCAUUUAAUAUUGUAAAUCCAUUUUACUGGGAAGUUAUGUAAAUGUACUAUUUGAAAACAAAUCCCUAUUAAUUAGUGAUUGUACAUACACUAUUUUUCUUGGUGGGGGAAAAUCGAUUUCCUAUCAAUGGUUCCUAUCAGUAAAAAACAAAAAAGUUUACCUAAACAAUGAAUUAGGCUUGGCUAAAACUCCUCUAAUUGUACUUAUGUAUAAUCUAGAUGUAGUUACAGUAAAACACAAAACCUGAAAAGGGGUCUCUUUAUUUUUUUUUUAGGGUGUGAUACUAUCCGGCCCACAACUAAUAUUCAUAUUAAAUCAGUCACUCUGUCUGUCUCCUGUUUAUUUUAAAAUCAAAGCUAAAUAGAGUAAAAAUUAAAGGUACUGCUAAUUUAAUUUUCAUUUUACAAAGUGUCUAAUUGAAUCAGAGGUGUAAAUUCUGUAGUCGAUUCUGAGUUCUUUUGCAUUAGAAUUGAUAAAACACUUCAGUCUAGUCUGUAGUUACCUCCCACAUCACACUUUGCAGAUAGAAUUUUGACACAUGUAAAUUUAAAGUUCUAACAGAGAAGAUUCUUAGCUCUUUCCUCUCAAUAUUUUUAAAAUCCUACAGAAUACAUCGGUGUGAUUCCUUUUUUUUUUUUUAUCCUACGUUUGUCGAAACGUUUACUAGGGGCAGUAAAUCGAGAGAGUGAUGAGAAAGGUGUGUUUAAUUAUAUAUAAUAUAUUGGCUAUAUUUCCAUUCUAUAAAAGAGGAAAUUACGGGGGUCUUAUUAAAUUGACAAUUUUCUCACCUAUUAAAAUGAACUAUUUUAGUAAGAGAUAUUCACGUACAAAACUUUUUUUUCGACUUCUCUUUAUACAGGAUGCUGUGAAUUCACUCUAGGGCAAAAUAAAUUGAUGUAGGAUUAUAAUUUCGCUCCUUUUAAAAACGUAUCGAAACGAUUUAUCAGUGGAUAAUUUUGGGGACCCCUGUCAAGCUUUUAGCAUGAUGUCAUACCUCAAACAGCCCCCUUAUGGAAUGAAUGGACUGGGGCUAACAGGACCUGGGAUGGAUCUACUGCAUCCUUCUGUGGGAUAUCCAGGUAAGACCCUCAAACACCCUAUGUGAAAUGAAUGGACAUUUAUAUCAUAUUUAAUGGAUCUGUUUGUUUGGUGGUUUGUUUGUGGUGUUUUUCUUUGACCUCUUUUGAUUGUAUACAUUGAAAGCUGAAUUCAAUGAGCAGAAAAUGGUGCAAAUUUCUACAGGGAAGGCAGUUACUAAACUGAGGAAAAAAAUACAUUUUUAACUUGUGAAUUUUGGCCGAUAAUUUGUGAUUCCCUGGUGGAUUCCCAGCAAUUGCCGAGCUAGUUUUAUUGACUAAAUAAAUCAAGAACUCGCUAAAAGUGAACCGUUUUAUUUCUUCACUGAUGUAAUUGGGAUGUUUUUAUCGCUGGAUAUGUAAUAAGUACUUUGCUUUUUGUUUUCUCCCUCCUGUAAUUUAGCAGCAUUAAACCCCUGGUACCUUGCUAGGCCAAGAUACACAAUGGCUAUCUAAUAAAACCGAGUAUACUGUAGGUAAAAAUAUACAUUAGGAAGUGUGUAUGUAUAUAUUACACUUCCUAACUUAUACUGAUUCCUACAGACUUGCAGUAUACUCUGUUAUAUUAUUUGGCCAUUUUGUGAUUGAUUAAUAAAUAUAUGUAUGUAUAUUAUUUAUUAUGUCAUCAGAUUCCGUAGCGCUUUACAAUAUUAUGAGAGGGGGGAUUUAACUAUAAAUAGGACAAUUACAAGAAAACUUACAGGAACGAUAAGUUAAAGAGGACCCUGCUCAAACGAGAUUACAGUCUAUAGGUUGUGUGUGUGUGUGUAUGUAUAUAUGUAUGUAUAUAUUUCUUUCCCCUUUAUUUAAAUUCCGGAUUAUUCAUUAAAGUGCAAAUUUAAUUUGUGGGGGGUUUUUUUUUCCCCCAAAAUAGUCGAACUACCAAAAUAUUAGGAGUCACUGCUAUUUUAAAUUCGACUAUCUGUACCUACAAUUUCGAAUUCCAGUGAGGAUACAAAUGUACUUUAGAGGGAGGAGGAUAGAAGUUACACAGUGUAUAAUAUAUAUUAGAAACACAAUGUACCGAUUCUGGCUAAAGACACAAAGUAUAGUAUGUUAAAAUGGUCAUAAAGGUAGAUCACGUUUAGCUAAAAAUUCAAACUUGAAAUGUUUUAACUGCGUAGUGAUAGUAUCUGUAUAAAAUUCAGAAACUAUAGAUACAUAGUUAGAGUAUCUGUAUAAUCAGAUACUAUAAAGUGUAAUAACUUAAAUCUAUUAAACUAUCCAUAUUUUCCUUAAUAAUUAGAAUUAUCAAGAUUCGAGUCUAUACUCCGAUUUAAACUUUGUUCACUGUGUCCCAUUCCACUCAAACAAACGUAAAUUGUUGAGAGUUCAAAGCGAUUUCCCCAAAUUAGGCCACAAUGACUAACUUACAAAUAUUCUCAGUCUUAUAUGGUUUAUUACUUUACAUUUUGGUUAAAAAUGUGAAAUUAAUUUUGAAUUCCUGACAGUGUCCACUUUCAUGAGUGAAUCUGCAGGUAGUGUUGUUAAAAUGUAUGUUUCUGCUCUGGGCUAAGAUAGGGCCUAUCUGUCCAGACACAUUUAGCGCAGGAAAUUGUCCAUUAAUGUGAAUAUAUUUACAGCCAUGAAACUGGAUAUUGGGUGAAGUUCACAGGUCAAAAUAAUCUGAACUAAAACUCGGAGAUGUGAUCUGUAGGUUUGCAGAGUGUAAACUAGCAAUGCUUGAUAGUGUGUGUGUGUGUGUGUGUGUGUGUGUGUGCAAAAUAUGAAAUAUUAGUAAGGUUUUCUCAUCUUUGUUUGUUUUUAGAACUUAUCUGAAAUAUAAGUUGAGUAAUAUUACAUUUAAAUUUUUUUUAACACAAAAUAAAAAUUACUUGGUGGGGCAAAUACAAGCGGUUUUUGAUGAGAUGAAAUGCUAAUUGGAUGAGGGAAAAUCAACGUUUUGGCCACAAAAUACUGAAUACUUGAACACUCUGUAAAAUUAUCUCCCUGACAGACUUUUCAGAGGAGUUUAAACAUUGUGAUACUAUUGUAAUAGAGUCAAUUUAAUAUAUAUAUAAUACAGUAAUAUAUGUAAUUAUACACAGUAUACAUAUUUUAUGAACCCGAUGUAGACGUUGGUAAGGUUGUGUAAUGCGAUUGGGUGCUGCAAUUUACAAAUAUUGAUUUAAAAAACAAAAAAAAUAUUAUCCGAAUAUGCCUGUUUUAAGCGAUUCCGUAUAAUAUACAUUGUGUAUGUAUUUUUUUUAUUUUUUUUUUAUUUUUAUGUAUUGGGGGAAAUUAUACAGUUUCAUUUUCGAGUUUUGUGUUCAGGACGGAUGUUAACCAAAACUUAAAUUUAACAAUUUUGGCGAGAGUUGUUUUUUUUUAGCAAACUUUAUACAUAAAGUGUCUUUCUAGAUCCCCAAACAGCGAAUUAAAAUAAGUAUGUAGAUAAUAAAAUAGUCUGCGAGGAUAAUGCGCAACAGUUGAAGUUAAAGAACCUAUUCACUAAUAUAGUGAACAGAGUAUAAACUAUGCACUAAUAUAAUAAAACUUAAAUCUAUCCAAUAAUAUGGUGACUAAAGUAUAAUACUAAAACUACAAUCUACACAAUGAUAUACACUAAUAAAUCUAACUAUAAAUUAUACAACAAUAUAGUGAUCAAAGUGUAACUUAUAUAGUGAUAAAACUAAAGUCUACACAACAAUAUAGUAAUUAAAGUAUAAUCCAUAAACUAAUAUAAUAAUCGAUCAUUUAUACAACAAUAUAGAAAUCAAAAUAAUACAGUAAUAAAACUACAAUCUACACAAUAAUCUAGUGAUCAAACUAUAAAUGUACAUUAUUUAUAUAAUGUGCAAGCUGUAACCUGUGCAAUAAUUGAGAACUAACCGUAACCUAUAUUUAUUUAGUGAACAAACUAUGACCUAUACAUCAAUUAAUAUAGCUAUAAUCUGUAUUUACAGCGAUCAAACUAUAAUAUCGACCUUUAUAUAGCAAACAAACUAUAACCUUAUAUAGCAUUAUAUGAUGAGCCAGCCAAUAACCUAUACAUAACGUUUACAUGGUAAACAAACUACAACUUUAUGUAGCGAACAAAUUAUAACCUAUGUACUAACACAGCGAGUUUAGAAUAUAUAUAUAUAUAAUAUAAACAGUGGGUAUGCUACAACCCAUCUACCAAUUCCAUGAGUAUAGUUUACACAAGUCAUGUAUGCAUUAUAAUGCGUUCAUUAUUGUGCUGGGCAAGCUGUAAUCUGUACAUAAAGUGAACAAACUAGGACUUGUGUAUUAAUAGUGAGCUAAUACCGAGUUUAACUCGUUUUAUACACCAGUUACGGGCUCCUUGUCUUCCUCAGAAUGUGUUGGUAAUGAGGAAUGCCCAGCUCCUGGUAAACAUUGUUACAUUUGGUUGCUAUGGAUACUCUGAUCCCGGAGCAGAGAGUGGGAAGCACGUGUUGGUGUCUAGGUGUGACCUUGUCCCCCUCUCUUUUCCCCCAGCCACCCCGCGGAAGCAGCGCAGGGAGCGGACGACCUUCACCCGGUCCCAGCUGGACGUGCUGGAGGCUCUGUUCGCCAAGACUCGGUACCCGGACAUCUUCAUGAGAGAAGAAGUGGCCCUAAAGAUCAACCUGCCGGAGUCUCGAGUUCAGGUUUGUUACCGAAUACAUUACUGGCCCUUACCGGUGUCAGGGGUCCCUGGGCCACUCUUGCCUUGUUCUAAACUUCAUUAAUUUCCUCAUGUUCCCCUGCAUUCAUACACCGUCUUGCACUCCAUAAAAUCGAUCCUCUGCAUCUUAUUUCCCCUUAGAUCUAAUAGUAUUGAUUGACUUCAAUACAAUGUCCACCCAGUAUUUGAUAGCAGUAACCUGACUGAGGGCACAUACAAGGGCUGUCUGGUUAGUGUGAGGAUUUGGGGGGUUCUCUGCUGGUGGAAGGGGACCCCAUGCAGCAGCUGAUCAGGUAAUCCCAUGCUCCCUGGGGUCAGUGUUGGAGCUGUGCACACAGAUAGGGAGAGGGGAUCUGGGACUGUGUUCUCUUAUCAGCUGCCAUCAGACCCAGUGUGGAUUGUGCUCAAUGCCCCCCCCCCUUCAUAAAGGAAGCAUCUGCUGGAGCUGAAUAUCAUUACUAGCCAUAAUGGCAGGUUUCAGGGGUUUAGUGUCACUAAGCUCUACACCUCCUUUAAAUAUGUCUGCUGGCUGGAUGGGGCCUACUCCCUCCUAAUUCCUGCUGUGAGAACAUGGUGUGCUGGCAGAGGGCACCUGGGCAAUACAUGCUGUGGGAGUGCCACCUGUCUGUCUCCUGAGCCCAUUGUGGGCGAGUUAGUGAAACUGGGUGUGUUUGGCAGUUUCUGUGCCCAUUGAGUGGCCAUGUCUCCUGUAUAGGCCCUGUUUGCCCACUUGCUUGCUUUUUCAGGCCAGAGUUGGGCUGUGCCAGUGGAAUGGCUGUCCUGGCUGGGGGUUGUGGGGGUGCAUGUCUGCCUGUAGGGUCUGUGAGGUGAUGGUGUGAGGGAGGGGGGUCUGCCUGUUUUGGAUGGGAGGUGGCAGGGGAGAAUCUUCCUGUCCUGUAUGAGGGGUGUCUGCCUGUUUUGGCUGGGGGGUGUCUGCCUGUUUUGGCUGGGGGUUGGUGAGGGGGAGGUGUCUGUCUGUUUUGGCCGGGGGGGAUUUGAGGGGGGAGGUGUCUGCCUGUUUUGGCUUGUCUCUGCCUGUUUCUGGCUAUGAUGGGGUGUCUGCCUGUUUUGGCUGGGGGGGGUCUGCCUGUUUUGUCUGUGAGGAGGGGGGGAUGUCCUGUGCCUGUCCUGGUUGGGGAUGUGUCCCUUCUCACGGUGAUACAAUGCCAGGAGUGACACACACAGCAGCCAUUUCCCUGGGAUUACUGAGCUAUGUUAAUAGGUGGAUUAUCCUUUCAGUUUCCUGGAGCCCAUCCUCGGUAAGAGUCGCUCAGUGCCCGGGGCUGUCUCGGCAGCGCCCUCUACAGACAGAAUAGGUCUCUACAGAGCCACAGUUCCCGCCUUAACUGGAGGGAGAGACCACCUGGGGCUUUUUAACUCUCUCACUGCUAAUCUGUAGCAGUUCUAUGUAGUAUAACUUUAUUAGUAUUGAAUAUAUCAGCCCAUGGUGUUACUGUAUCUGUAUAGGGACUCGCUGCUACAAUGUAUACUGUAGGCAUUAGAUCUCUCCAUAUAAACUGCCUUCAUCAAUCUGGGCACAUUAUGGCAGUACAGUACUCGUUAUUACCCAUAAUGGCCAGUCCGCUUUCAGGCUGGGACUGCAAUUCCUAUGAGGCUCAGUCCUUCACCUAUGGCUCCCCGAGUUUCUCAUAGUAUCCAGCUGUAUCCAUGUACAUUAUAAUGUAUUCUGUAAUCUAUAUUAAUAAUUAGCAGGAGCAUCACUUUAUAUUACUUAACAGUUACUGUUUAUCCAGCAUUCCUGGGAAUCAUUGACCUCAGGAUAAUUAUCACAUAAAUAGUUCAUUUUAUUUAGAGCGACCUUUCCCAAUCGCACGAUCUGCGUUGGUGACGUCAUGUCAGGGUUAUAACACGUCAUAAUGUAAACCUGUCAUAGUUUCAGGGUUGAUAACCGGAUUCAGAAUUCGGUUUAACCAAUUGUUUCCUGUAGAUUAGUUGGUUCUGUUCUUGUGAUCGGCCAUUAGAUCCCAGUGUAAGGAAGGCAGUGUGUGUGUGAUUAACAAACAAGUCAGUUUUUAUUCACCAGACUAGUUAGAUUGAGCUGUUUGCCUUCAUAUUUCAGCUCUGCCACUAGCCCACUCCGAGGAACAGGUAGCCCAGUGUUUGAGCACUCUGGAUGUAAAGCACACACUGAGGAAGUGUUGGGAGCUGGAGAUGGUCCUGGCCCGGCUGGGAUGUGAUGGGCAGCUCUCCAGACUCUAGAUGUGUUACCCUCUAUCCAGGGUAGUUUAUUAUUCCUUUAUCAUGUGAGCUUUAAAGGGCUGCUCUCGGUAUAACCCUUCCUGGUAUCCCACAGCUAUACAGGGUCCAUUCUAUAAUGGCAAUGUUCAAUCCAGCACUGUGUAACUAGUAAUGAGAGGAAUUGAAACAUUAGAUUCUGUCUAUAGCUGCAUGGCGGUCACAGGCCAGGUACACCCUGCACAUAUGGCUUUUACCCAGUUUAGCUCCAUAUGAUACAGAUCAGAAUGGGAUUCACCAACACAAAGCUCAGCUGUAAUGAUGUAAACACAUUGUAUAUACAGCCACUGUGAGGCUUCUGUUUGGGAUUUGAAUUCAUAUAUUAAUAUUUUAACACUAUAAUCGCUCUACUUGUUCCAUUAAGUCAUAUUUAUCUCAUCCAACAACAAACUUUAAACAAACAAAACUUGGGUAAAAGUUCGAAAAUCCGGCCUAACAUUCUAUUACGUUCUAUGUAGAAGGCUCUACUCUAUCCCUCGUUUUCUUUCUAAAUCCCAUCCUAUAUAUCUGUGUAUGUAUAGAAAGUGUAUGAUGUAUUUCUGUGUAUAGACAGCCUGUAUGACAUAUUAACCCCUGGGCUCCCAGCAGACAGCCUGUAUGACAUAUCUGUUUAGAGUAUAGUCUUUAUAAUGACGUAUUAACCCUUGAUAUCUCGGUAUAGACAGCCUGUGUAAAGACAUGUUAACCCCCAGACAGCCUGUAUGAUAUAUUAACCCACUGAGAUCCCAGCAGACACUGUGUAUGAUGACAUAUUAACCCCUGAGCCCCUAGCAGACACCCUCCCUGUAUGAUGACAUGUUAACCCCUGAGCUCCCAGCUGAUACCCUGUAUGAUGAUAUAUUAACCCCCUGAGCUCCCAGCUGAUACCCUGUAUGAUAUAUUAACCCCCUGAGCCCCCAGCUGAUACCCUGUAUGAUGACAUAUUAACCCCUGAGCCCCUAGCAGACACCCUCCCUGUAUGAUGACAUAUUAACCCCCUGAGCUCCCAGCUGAUACCCUGUAUGAUGACAUAUUAACCCCUGAGCCCCUAGCAGACACCCUCCCUGUAUCAUGAUAUAUUAACCCCCUGAGCUCCCAGCUGAUACCCUGUAUGAUGACAUAUUAACCCCUGAGCCCCUAGCAGACACCCUCCCUGUAUGAUUACAUGUUAACCCCUGAGCUCCCUGUAUGAUUACAUGUUAACCCCUGAGCUCCCUGUAUGAUGCUGUGUGAUGUGUACCCUGUCUAACCCCCCUGCCCUCUAUUCCAGGUCUGGUUUAAGAACCGCAGGGCUAAGUGCCGGCAGCAGCAGCAGCAGCAGACCAGUUCCAGCGGAGCCAAGAGCCGGCCGGCCAAGAAGAAGUGCAGCCCGGCCCGGGAGAGCUCCGGCUCGGAGAGCAGCGGCCAGUUCACCCCGCCAGCCGUGUCCAGCUCCUCCUCGUCCUCCUCCUCGUCCAGCUCCAACUCCUCCGGGAACCCCGGCCUGGGAGCCGGCCCUCUGAACGGCAGCACCCCCACGGCCUCCUCCAUCUGGAGCCCGGCCUCCAUCUCCCCUGGCACCGGCCCCGUGCCGGGAUCGGCCCCAGACCCCCUGGGCCCAGCCAGCGCCUCCUGCAUGCAGCGCUCUGGGUCCUCCUCCGCAGCCUCCUACCCCAUGUCCUACAGCCAGGCAGCCGGCUACACCCAGGGCUACCCUGCCCCCUCCUCCUCCUACUUCGGAGGGGUGGACUGCAGUUCCUACCUGGCCCCCAUGCACUCCCACCACCACCCCCACCAGCUCAGCCCCAUGACCCCUUCCUCCAUGUCUGGCCACCACCAUCACCACCACCUGAGCCAGACCUCCAGCCACCAUCACCACCACCAUCACCACCAGGGCUAUGCCAGCACAGGGCUGCCCUUCAACUCAUCUGACUGUCUGGACUACAAGGACCAAGCCACAGCCUCCUCUUGGAAACUCAACUUUAACUCCACUGAGUGCCUGGAUUACAAAGAUCAGGCUUCCUGGAGGUUCCAGGUCCUGUGAGCCAAAGAGGAACCCCCUUCUUCUGUUUUGUCCACAGCCUCCAUAAAUAAAUCUAAAUCUAUAUAUAUAUUAAAAAAAAUGAGGAAGUCAACCCUAGUGGAACUACCUGAACAUAUUAAGAAGAGGACAAUUGUUCUGGACACAUAUUUUUGUUUAUAUAAUAAAAUUUAAAAUAAAAAAAAAGACCUCUAAAUGAAAUAAAUUUAAAAUAAUUUGUGCCUGGACAAAAACAAGAAGGACCCUUGAAUGAACUGUGACUUUACAGCUUUGUGAUAAUAUUUAUUCACUGUCUGGACCUGGGGAUUGGACUGUAAAAUCUGCAUUUAUUGUGCUGUCAGUGAUCCAUCUGAAACACGACUACCCACUCCUCCUAACAGAAAAGACCCCCCCCCUCUUUUAAAUGUGUAUAUAACGAAAAGAAGUUCCCAUGUAGAGCCCACCUGUAUAGACAUGUCCAUAUGAUGGAGAACCGAGGAGCCUCCUGGAUUGUGUAAAUAUAAGGUCCAGUUCAUUGACCUUUUUAUUAUUUUUAAAUUGUCAUUGGUUUGAAUUAAAAUUUCUUAGCCCUUAACAUUCAUGGACACCACCACUUCUCCUCCAAAAAGCCAUCUUUAUUUAUAAUGUGGGUUUAUUCUAGAUAAGGGUAAAAAUCCAUAUCUACUCAAACACUCACACUCCCAAAUUCACUGUGUAUAUUUAUUAAAUGAAGAGGCCAUCAGAACGACUCUCACAUAUAAUAUGAUUUUUAUGACACUGGGCUAAUGACUGCAAUUGUUUCACAUUACCCAAUAAGUGAAGACACCAAAUUAACUCACAAUCUCAGAAAAGGAUUAUGAUGCCCAGUUUGUACAUUGCACGUUUCAGUGUAGUGUCUAAUUUUUUUGUAUAUUUUUUUUUUCCAUAUUAUUAUUAUUAGUUUUGAAGAGUAUCCCAAUAUCACAUUGAGCCCAAGUCAAGGCCAUUCAGCACUUCCAUCGUGUCACUGGAAAGUCUGGUCCCCCUGUCCCUGUGUAGAUGGAAUAAAAACUCUUUGUAAGUUUGAUAACAUGCUUGUCCCCAAACAAUUCCUAAAUGUAAGGAAACCCAUAUCAACGUGUCCCUCAUAAUAAAAGUCAAACUAAUGAACCUGACUUGUCUCAUUUUUACUGCAAUAAUUCUAUCUGCUGUCAGACUCAGAUUUAUAAUGUUUUUCUAAUGUUAUUGCCAAGAAAUAAUUUAUUACACAGAUAAAAUGUAUCAUUUAACAGAAUAUCAUCAAUCCACACACAGACUGUAUGAGUAUUAUAAAUCGUUCAUUUAGAGCUGUUAAUUAU
Pelobates cultripes (western spadefoot toad) is the source of this 11328-nucleotide messenger RNA. NCBI's taxonomy places the organism in Eukaryota, Metazoa, Chordata, Amphibia, Anura, Pelobatidae. The record is from the annotation of a GenBank genome assembly.